This is a messenger RNA of Neodiprion fabricii, 5905 nucleotides long. RefSeq names its product polypeptide N-acetylgalactosaminyltransferase 2 (gene Pgant2). Gene Ontology annotation, cellular component: Golgi apparatus. The record is from RefSeq and is a predicted model, not a curated record. The transcript is spliced from 11 exons. NCBI's taxonomy places the organism in Eukaryota, Metazoa, Arthropoda, Insecta, Hymenoptera, Diprionidae. Bases 688 to 2463 code for a protein of 591 amino acids.
AACGGCGCAGGAGAGCGAGAGAGGCGUUCGUUGAAUUGGCGGACAUUCGGUUUCAGUAUGGCUUCAGCUUUUGACAGGGCUGGUUAUCACUGGCGGAUCGUCGCGACCGUUUGAGCCUCGAUGAAAUACCGGCGUCGCAUAAUAACAAACCCGUAAUCAUAAUCAGCACGUUGUCAUCCGUCGCUGAACUGUGAAUUAUUAUAUCCUAUUCGUAAAUACGUCGUCGCCGUCGUCGUCGUCACGUGUGUCACACGGGUGUUGUUACGGUGGUGCGACCCUCCCCUCCUUCUCCCUCUUUUCCGUUCCUGCCUUCGUCAUCCCCUCGGUUUCCUUCUUUCUUUCUUUUUUUCUUUCUUUCUCUCUCUCUCUCUCUCUCUUCCUUUCGCAGAAGCGGCGUGAUUCUUUUUUCUUUUUUGUAAUGUUUGUUUAUGUUUUUUCGUUUGUUUUUUUUUCCUUCUUAACCUCUUACCGUAAUAUUCUGUGAAUAAACUUUUACGCAUAUUAUCGUUUCACGCCGAGGAGAGUAUCGAUGCCGGUUAAACAAGGUUCAGUGUGAUUAAAAAGCGUCUUCUUAUUUCCAUUUUUUUUUAAAUCUUCGAUUCGGAGUUUUUUUCUUUGCAUUCUCACUUACGUCAAAACCACGUACGAGUUGUCACGCUGACAGCCAAGGAGCCAAACAGGAGCGACAUGAGGCGGAAUGUGAAGAUAGUUAUACUCCUGUCAUGCGCUUGGAUGUCCGCCUUUGUUUACUACUAUCACACCACCAGGGACACUAAGGUAAGGCCGAAUCUCUUGGUAGCAAACUUCAAGAAUUCGAGCAGGUCCACAAUGCAGAACGAGAACAGAGCCCUACGCCUGAAGGAUCCGUCUUCGGUGGCUCUGAAUUCCGGGCUCGCAAAUUCGGCGUACGUCGAUUCGGUCGGAACGGCGAUUAUUCUGUCCUCUGAGCUGCUGCCGGCACCGACUCCGGAUCCUCGGGUUACCUGGAACUACUUCGACGAGCAGGGUUAUGUUUCGCGGGGUGGUCUUAGAGCCGGCGAGGAUCCUUACGCGAGGAAUAAAUUCAACCAGGAGGCUUCGGACGGACUGCCGAGCAACAGAGACAUUCCGGAUACCAGAAGCGCGAUGUGUCGAAUGAAACAAUGGAAACGAGACCUGCCGCCAACCUCGGUGAUUAUAACGUUUCACAACGAGGCGCGUUCUACCCUUCUCAGAACGGUAGUCAGUGUGCUCAACAGAAGCCCCGAGCAUCUGAUCAAGGAGAUCAUUUUGGUCGACGACUUUAGUGACCAUCCUGAGGACGGUGAGGAAUUGUCAAGGAUCCACAAAGUGCGGGUUAUCAGAAACGAGAAGCGAGAGGGUCUUAUGAGGUCGCGAGUCAGAGGGGCGGAUGCUGCGACAGCCAGCGUUCUCACUUUCCUCGACUCUCAUUGCGAGUGCAAUGCUGAUUGGCUCGAACCCCUCCUCGAAAGGGUCGCCGAAGACCCGACGAGGGUCGUUUGCCCCGUCAUCGACGUCAUCAGUAUGGAUACCUUCCAGUAUAUCGGGGCAUCGGCCGAUCUGAGAGGUGGAUUCGAUUGGAGUCUGGUAUUCAAGUGGGAAUACUUGAGUCAAGUGGAGCGUCAAGCGAGGCAGAAGGAUCCGACCUCGUCUAUCCGGACGCCGAUGAUCGCCGGAGGACUAUUUGUCAUCAACAAAGCGUACUUUGAAACUCUGGGAAAAUACGACACCCAAAUGGACGUAUGGGGCGGAGAAAAUCUUGAAAUAUCGUUCCGCGUGUGGCAGUGCGGUGGCAGCUUGGAAAUCAUACCGUGUUCAAGAGUUGGCCACGUAUUCCGGAAACGACAUCCGUACUCCUUCCCUGGAGGAAGCGGGAACGUAUUCGCAAGGAACACCCGUCGCGCAGCUGAAGUAUGGAUGGACGAUUACAAACAAUACUAUUACAACGCCGUUCCACUAGCGAGAAACAUACCCUACGGAAACAUUCAAGAUCGGUUGGACCUAAAACACAAGCUUCACUGCAAACCGUUCAGUUGGUACCUCAAGAACGUUUAUCCAGAGCUUACAAUACCCACCAGUGAAGGCGGACCAGGAGGUUCUUUGAAACAAGGAUCGACGUGCAUGGACAGUAUGGGACAUCUCCUUGACGGAAACGUGGGUCUCUAUCCCUGUCACGACACUGGUGGCAAUCAGGAAUGGGGCUUAACGAAGGAUGGUUUAAUAAAGCACCACGACCUCUGCCUGACGUUACCGGCAUACGCUAAAGGAACAACACUCUUGAUGCAAAUAUGUGACGGAAGUGAGAAUCAGAAAUGGCGUCACUUGGAGGGUGGCCUGAUACGUCACACACGAAUACCAGUCUGCGUAGAUUCCAGGCAUCACGCGCAGCGAGGUAUAACUGCAGAAAAGUGCGACUCGCGUGCAGAGACACAAAGAUGGCAUCUCUACAAUCACAAUCAUUAGCCUGGACUGGAGCUCUAAUUAAUUCAUUAUAGUUUACUAUUUUAAGGUAUAAGACGAAAUGAUAAUGUGUGCGUCCGAUAAUGAAAUUAUCAACUCCCGUAUAAUACAUAUGGCACUAAAGAAUUAUUAUAACACGCUGAAGGGCUUGCAGUUAUUAUUUUAUUGUCUCACUGCUAAAAACGGAGUGACGUGAAAACUGCUGUUGAAUGUAAUACAAGUUACCUGCCGUAGUAGUUCUCCUUCUUUAAACCAAACUUCAACUCUUAAAUGGAGUGUCUUAAAAUACUCAAGCUAAAUUAGGUGUAAUAACUUUCAUUUGAAGGAAGCGAAUAAUUUUUAUAAAUAUGAAUAAAAAUAUUAAGCAAUUUGAUCAUAUUUUAUAAGCGAAAAGACAUUUUAUAUUCGCAAGGUAAAUUGCCUUUUUAGAAAAAUCAAUUUAUUGUCUAGCAAACAUCUCUUUUGCAGCAACAAUAUUAUUUCAAUGUGAUAAGGAGAAUGUAGAUGUAACCAGUUCUCUAUUCAAGCUGAUGAGCUACAGAGUUCAUCUUGACUAUAUACGAAAAAUAAUUGUUUAAAUCUUCACCCAAUGUACUAUUUAUACAAAAAAAAUUAUAACGGGAAAAGUAAAAUUAUUUACAUUCCAAAAAUAACGGUUAGAGUUUAUUGAAGAACUCAGCUACGGUCCGACCUCUCGAUAGUUCCGGGCGGGUAUGAAAUCGGAAGAGUUUUUCUAUGAAUCGGUGUUCCCCCAAUAUCUAUCCACCUUCGCGCUCGCCGGCGAGACUUUUGCACCUAACUCUCGAUAGUUUCGAUCGCUCUUUUACUUCGGAAUACGAAUGAAAAAAAUAUUCGACUGACUAAACUACCGAGAAGUAGGUAUACGAAAUCGGAGCUUGCAGCUCAUCUUCUGAGAAGUGGAGGAAAUAGUUCGCGGAUAAAACUUGGGAAGCGGAACUAUUGACAGAGGUACUAUCGAGAGGUCAGACUGUAUUGUGUAAUUGUUACGACAAAUGAUUUUAGUGUAACUUUCUGUGUUAAGGCUAGAAUCACUAAUGGAUAAUGCAUAAGAGUAUUUUGCCCAGAUACAAUCUCAAUUUUGAUUAUACCAAAUCAAAAGUGAUUUAGUUUAAAGCCGCGAUAUUUGCUAUUCAAUUUUAGUCUAAUAUUUACGUUGUAUCGUCGGUUCUUUGGCCGUUAAUUACUAAUAUCUGUGACUCACUUAUAGGUGAAUAAAUGAUGAUAUCAAAAAAAUAUCGGGAAAACUGUUGGACUCAGCGCGUAAGGGAUGUACGCGUAUAUAUAAUAGCAGCUUAAAAUGAUUAAAGUAUUAGCCAUUGAUACAUUUAAUACGAGAGACGAUUUUUUAGAAAAUGUUUUUCACGAAAACGGGUAACAGAAAAACUAUGUUGUAUUCGAUCUGAAGAAACUUAUACCCCCAUUCAAUAAUUUCAUCAUUAAUUUUGAAAUAUGAUCAAUGUUGCUGAGAGUGCCAAAACGAAGUUUAAGAUGAAAGAACAAAACUUGAAUAAAAAGUAAAUAACUGCCGUCAAGUUACGAAUUGGGUAUUUAGAAUCAGACAAUUACAAUCGAUUUACCGAUAAACAUUGAAAAAUACGAACGUAAUAGCGAAAAGGGAAGUAUAAAGAAAAUACAAUCUUCGAAACGAUUGGAGUAUCAAAGAUGUAAAUAUAUUUCAUGAUAUUAUUAAUAUAACUAUUAUAAUGGAUUGCUUAAUUAUAAUAAGAUUAUAAUUUUUGAACUGUGAUUACAUUGCGAGUUCAGAAGUGCGUCACGAUAAUAUCUGCGUCAGAUAGGCAUCGUGAUGUAUGUUUGUUAAGGAUUCGUGAACAAUUAUUUUGUAUCUCAUGAUUUUCCAAAUCUAAACAGUCGACGAGCAAUUGAAUUGUACCCGUUGUAAGACCAACGAUAAGUAUGCCAAAAUCUAGCGUUGGUUGAUUUCGAAUAGUUGAUUGAAAAAAGUUUUUGUAAAAAUCUAAAUAUCGUCUGCGUUUAGGGAAAAAAAAUUUAUCUGUCAAGUACAAGGUGGACGUAAAUUGAAAUUUUUAUUCAAUUUAACCACGCCUAGUAGUCAAAAUUUGUAAAUGUUGUUGUCCGUCAAUAUCACAAUUUACUUAUUGAUCACAAAUGUUUAUUUAAAUUGAAAUUUUUCUCUUCGUUUAAAUUAGUACAGGCGAUGUACUGUAUUUUGACUUGGUUGUGCAAAUGGGUAUAGGUAAUUAUGAUAAAACAAUUAUGAUAUUUAGUCGAUAAGAGAAUCAGCAACAGCAAUAUGAAACGAUACAAACUAAGUAUUCUUUUGUAAUAACUCCUAGCUUGUUCCUUGCUGUUACGUAUUAACAGCAGUGCUGGUAUAAGUUUACGUAAGCUUUUGCAUCAUGAACCUAUCACUUCUGCAUUAGAUCGUCAUUAAACUGAUGGAAAAUUCAGUCGGGAUACCAAUCAUGUCAAAAAUUUUUACGAUGAGAUUGGUUCAAGCACGUAGGAUAUAAGAAAUUUAUUAUAUAUAACAUAUUAUAACAUAAUAUAAUAUUAGGCACUUUUUGGCGAGCACUGGUAUAGCAACCAAAGUGUACCAAAAGGUACCAAACGCAUUUUCUACACUUGAGUCUUCUUCCCAAUAUUUCGCGCCUUUAACUACGAACAAAACAAACCAGAGCGUUUUAGUGUGACGUUAUACUUGACCAGAGUUAAGCUCCGCCCAUACCAGAAGCAACGACGAUUUAUACCACUGGUUUAUACCACUGUAUUCGCCGAAAAAUGCCUAUUAUACUUGCGUUAUAGUAGGUAAGACGGCAAUUCGGUAUCGAUCUUUAAUCCGUUUCUGAUGUCCCCGGUAAUUAAAAUGAAGGCUUUCGUUAAAUCUGGUCGUUUUCGUCUGCGAAUAUACUGCAGACUAUACAAUAAACAUACUAAGUUAUACGUAUAAUGAAUAUCAUAAAUACGUACUGUAAAUAAUAGUUAUAUUAUUAUUAUUAAUUAUCUAAAUAUAAAUGAUAUAAAAACGUCGUACUUCCGCAAUUUUAGGCUGUAAGAUAAAAUGUGACAUAAAUUAAUUGAUUAAUCAGUUACAUAGGAAGUUAACAGUCAAUGAUAAUGUGUAUGUAACCAAUCCAUUUAAAUAGACCCGCCACUUGAUUUCUGUGAAUAACGAAUAUGGAUGGAUUAUAAAUGAAGAAUAACACUUGUACGAGUAAAAUGACACAAUGACAGAGAAAUGGUCGAAGUAGUAAUAAAAAAAGAAACAAAAAAAAAAACGAGCGACGAUACUUAGAGAUUGACAAUAAUGAAAAAAAUUUGGCGUACUUCAAAUGAACUUUGUAUAACAAAAACGAAAAAAAAAAAAAACUUUUUAAACCUACGUACUCAUCAAAUUGUCGGGAUUAUCAUUCAAUUAUAAAGUUCUACCGGCUAAAAAAUCAUA